Molecule: messenger RNA, 2216 nt
Organism: Chrysoperla carnea
Lineage: Eukaryota; Metazoa; Arthropoda; Insecta; Neuroptera; Chrysopidae
Product: ovoinhibitor-like
Exons: 2
Coding region: 77-2158 (693 amino acids)
Biological process (GO): multicellular organism development; cell differentiation
Molecular function (GO): protein binding
Source: RefSeq, a predicted model, not a curated record
AGUAUAAAAACAAUUGAGAGACAGUGAUCAUUAAUCAGUACCGCUUUCCCAACACUGGUAAGUCAAAUUGAUUCAAAUGAUCGCUACGUUAACGGCCAAAACACAACAAUCGAAAAUGAAUCUAUUCGUGAAAUUUAUAAUUGCUAAUUUAGCUGUUUGUCUAGUACAAUCAGCUGUUGUACAUGAAAAAUGUAGCAAGAUGUGUACGAGAGAAUAUAGUCCAGUCUGUGGAUUAGAUAACACUGGAAACUCUAAAACAUUUAGUAACAAAUGCACUUUCGAAUAUGAACAAUGUGAAAACCGUGGAGCAGAAUGGCGUUUAAUUGCCGAAUCUGAAUGUGAUAAUACAAAAACAACAACAUGUACUGACUUCUGUACAAUGGAAUACCGACCAGUAUGUGGUAUGGAUAAUACUGGACGUACAGUCACAUUCGGAAAUAAAUGCAUUUUUGAAUCCGAACAAUGUAGCAACAGAGGUGCUGACUGGAAACUUACCACGGAAUCUGCUUGUGAAGAUCAACAACAAGAUUCAAUUGAGGAAUGUGCAACAUUCUGUCCAUUAAUCUACCAACCCGUUUGUGGUAUGGAUAACACAGGCAACCGAAAAACAUUUGGGAAUGAAUGCCACUUCAAACAACAACAAUGUAAUAACCGUGGCUCAGAAUGGCGAAUUGUCAAACAAGAUACCUGUGAAUCCGACGUUCAUGUCAAAACGACCGAAGUUUGUCCAUCAGUAUGUACAUUCGAAUACAAACCCGUUUGUGGUAUGGAUAACACUGGCAAUUAUAGAACUUUUGGAAACAAAUGCACCUUCGAAAUUGAACAAUGUAAUAAUCGUGGAGCUGAAUGGAGGAUUAUUGGACAUCAUGAAUGUAGACUUAAACAAUCAAAUGAUGUAGUUGAGUGUCCAAAAAAAUGUACACGAGAAUUUAUGCCAGUUUGCGGAGUUGAUAACACAGGAAACUUCAGAACAUUUAACAAUGAAUGUGAAUUUAAAACCGAAGAAUGCGAAAAUCGUGGUGCCGAGUGGAAACUUGUAUCCAAACAAGACUGUCGUAUACGAUUGACUGAUGACCAACAAUGCCCAUCUGCUUGCCCACUUUUACUAGCACCAGUUUGCGGAAUGGACAACACAGGCAACCAACGUACAUUUGAUAACGCAUGUGUGUUCAAAAAAGAACAAUGUGAAAAUCGUGGUGCCGAAUGGAGAAUAGUUAGCAAUCAAGAUUGUCGACUUCGAACCAAACGAUCAGCUCCAAAAUCUGAAUGUCCCAAAAAGUGCACCCGAGAGUUCAUGCCAGUCUGUGGUGUUGACAACACAGGAAACUUUAGAACAUUCAACAAUGAAUGUGAAUUCAAAACUGAAGAAUGCGAGAACCGAGGAGCUGAAUGGAAAUUAGUUUCAAAACAAGAUUGCCGUUUACGACUGACUGAUGACCAACAAUGUCCAUUGGUAUGUCCACUUUUACUCUCCCCUGUUUGUGGAAUGGAUAACACAGGCAACCAACGCACAUUUGAUAACGAAUGCGUGUUCAAAAAAGAGCAGUGUGAUAAUCGUGGUGCAGAAUGGAGACUUGUUAGUAAUCAAGAUUGUCGACUCCGAUCGAAACGAUCAGCUUUAAAAGCUGAAUGUCCCAAAAAGUGCACCCGCGAGUUCAUGCCAGUCUGUGGUGUUGACAACACAGGAAACUUUAGAACCUUCAACAAUGAAUGUGAAUUCAAAACUGAAGAAUGCGAAAACCGUGGUGCAGAAUGGAAAUUAGUGUCAAAACAAGACUGUCGUUUACGAUUAACCGACGACUUACAAUGUCCAACUGUUUGCCCUUUAUUGCUUUCUCCUGUUUGUGGAAUGGAUAACACAGGUAAUCAUCGGACAUUCGACAACGAAUGUGAAUUCAAUAAAGAACAAUGUGAAAACCGUGGUGCUGAAUGGAGAAUAAUCAGUCAUCAAGAUUGUCGCCUACGACGAUCAGUUCCAAAAUCUGAAUGUCCCAAAGCAUGUCCACUUUUAAUUGCUCCAGUAUGUGGUAUGGAUAACACUGGCAACUUAAAAACUUUCAGUAAUGAAUGUGUUUUCAAAAGUGCACAAUGCGAAAAUCGUGGCGCUGAAUGGAAACUGAUUGCUAACCAAGAUUGUAGACUGAGAAAUGAAAUGUGAUAACCAUCACUCAACUUUUUUUUUUAUUUGAGCAAAUAUUUUUUAUACUUGUUAUGUU